AUGUUGAGGCUGAUCAGCGCAAUCAAGACCGCCUUGCAAUGCUGGAGACUUGGAGAUAAGCAUCAGCGAGGAACAUCCACAGCCUCAUCAGACACCCGCCCUAGCAAUCUCCCAGCCCAGUCAUCAUCCCCCCUUUCCUCUACCCAUGACCAAGCAGCUCUGCCUCAGGUGGAGGCAGCCAUGGUUCUACCUGCACCUGCCUCAGGUGGGGGCUUGUAUGGACAUCCAUUACCCGACCUAGACGACAAUUGGGGGUCAGGCCCUUAUGAUGAUGGCUAUCUGAUGGAUUUGGAUGACAUGUCCAGUGCAGAUGGUGAUGACUGCCCUUUUUUCAGCUUGGACGAUGAAGAUAUAGUACAUAAUCAUGAUGUGCUGUUUCUGCAUGAUCUGGAGGAGGAACUUAUACUAGAUGAUGACAUUGGUGACCACCUUUCAGAUGAGGGUGCUGAUCUUGAUGCAGCAGAUGAUCUUGUCAACAACCCUGCCUUUCAAGCAGCUAAUGCACUUGAUGAUGGUGAAGAUGAUGCACAACAAGGAGAUGCUGAUGAAGACGAAGACUUGUUCGAUGAGCCUCCUGCUUUUGAUGAACAUUCUGCUAUUUGGAAUGCUUAUGUGCGAGCAUAUGUUGCUGCUGCAUUUAAGGGAGCCACUCACAAAGUGUGCCGCAUCAUCUUAGAUGGUGUCACACGUGCACUGACUUCCACUUGA
This is a messenger RNA of Suillus subaureus, 708 nucleotides long. RefSeq lists its product as uncharacterized. The record is from RefSeq and is a predicted model, not a curated record. The transcript has a single exon. The coding region runs from base 1 to 708 and encodes 235 amino acids. Lineage: Eukaryota; Fungi; Basidiomycota; Agaricomycetes; Boletales; Suillaceae.